GUGUCGCCGCCCCCUAUAGGAGAGUCUAAUAGGGUGUGUGAGAUACUGGUAUCUAUGCUGUGAGUGCAUCAAUACUCCUCCAGAGAGAUGGUACUAGGCAGUUGUGCACGGCUACUGGUGCGAAGACUAGCUCUGAGGAAAGGUGUCUCGCUGGUGAUAGUGUGUGUGACACUCCUGGGAGCGUUGCUACUCUAUCACCAAUACUCUAAACCAUCGAAUAACGUGAAUGGCGAUAUUAGACGAAUUGUUGUGCCGUCACGACAUUCACCCGUGGAGGAGGUUGCAAAGAAGGAAAAUGAAGCAUUACAACAGCAGCCGUCACCGCGUCAUCAGGACGGUCCAAUCAAAUCGCAGCAACCACAUGUAAUAGUGAAAGAAUCAAACGAGCCUGACGAAAUUAUCGUGUUUCCGGAAAAUCUGCCUGAGUGUAUAUUUUCAUCAGCACAGCCAACGGGAGAUCAUGUCGAUGUCACCAUGAGCGAGUUGGUUGACCAGCUGGCAUUUGAUGACCCCACGAACCCUAACGGCUGGAAUCAAGGCUUUGACAUCACGUACAAAAUGGAGGACUUUAUAGAGCACCCCCUCCAAGUGUUCGUUGUACCCCACUCCCACAAUGACCCCGGUUGGAUCAAGACAUUUGAGGAGUAUUAUCGUGCGCAGACUCGGAACAUUCUCAACCUCAUGACAGACAGUCUAGCUGGAGAUAAGAGGAAGAAGUUCAUAUGGGCAGAGAUAUCGUACCUUGACCUUUGGUGGACUGAACAGAGUCCCGCCAAGAGAGAGCAGUUUAAGAAGCUAGUGGAGGGUGGUCAGAUAGAGAUAGUGACAGGUGGCUGGGUAAUGAACGAUGAAGCCAACACUCACUACUUCGCCAUGUUGGACCAGCUUAUAGAAGGUCAUCAAUGGAUGGCAAAGAACCUCCCAGGAAUCAAGCCUUCCACUGGUUGGGCGAUAGAUCCCUUUGGUUACACGGCAACCAUGCCGUACCUGCUACAAGGGACAGGGUUGGAGUCCAUGCUCAUACAACGAGUGCACUAUGCUGUCAAGAAACAACUGGCUUUGAACCGUCAACUAGAGUUCGGUUGGCUACAGCAAUGGGAUGGCGGCUAUGACUCGGGUAUACUGUGUCACAUGAUGCCCUUCUAUAGCUACGAUGUUCCUCACACCUGUGGACCACACCCAAAGGUGUGCUGUCAGUUUGACUUUAUUCGUUUGCCUGGAGGGCGUAUAAAAUGUCCGUGGAAAGUCAGUCCCGUGGCUAUCACCGACGACAACGUCAAGGAGAGAGCGGAGAUGUUGUUGAACCAGUACCGGCUCAAGUCCAAGCUCUACCGUAGCAACAUCGUCUUAGCUCCACUCGGUGAUGACUUCCGAUGGGACAGCCAACGGGAGAUCGAUCACCAGUUCACUAACUACUAUAAGCUGAUGGACUAUAUUAACAGUCACCCUGAGCUACACGCUAGCGUACAGUUUGGUACAUUGUCGAAUUAUUUCGAUGCUCUUCGUGCGACUAGUCCGCCUGACAGAAGGAACAGUCUGGUGCCUGAUGGACUACCAAUGCUCACCGGGGACUUCUUUACCUACGCUGACAGGGCGGACCAUUAUUGGAGUGGCUACUACACUUCACGUCCCUACCAUAAGAACAUGGACAGAGUGUUGCAAGCAUACCUACGAGCUGCCGAGGUUAUGUACAGUCUAGUCAUGUCACAUGACCUUCCUGUUGACGGCAAGCUAAGGGGUGUGGCCUCACAUUUAACAAGCGCUCGACGAAACCUGGGGCUAUUCCAACAUCACGAUGGAAUCACUGGCACGGCUAAAGAUCACGUUGUCGUGGACUACGCAAAGAAAAUGCUUUCGUCUAUAACUGCUUGUCAAGGUAUCAUCUCCGCUGCUCUCAAAGCACUCACUACAAACACCGCUCCCUCACCCGAUGUUGUCAUGGAGAUGACUUUUGAACCUAAUGAGAAGUUUGAGUUGAAACAAGUGCCCCAAGAGUCAAUUAUUUCUGUCACUGAGGGACCAAAAAUUGUGAGUUUUGUGAAUCCUCUACCUCAGGUUGCCAAGCAACUCGUCACAGUCACAGUCAACUCUCCAAAAGUUAUGGUAUCCAACUCUAGUGAUGCGUCAGUAGCAUGUCAACUUAGUCCAGUCUGGAGUAACGGGGUCAUCGCCAUGGAUACGUAUCGACUAUCAUUCCCUGUGGUCGUACCACCCCUCGGCUUCUCGCAUUAUCAGCUGAGUCAGCAAGGGGGUGUGGCCUGUGUUCCUGCCAACGUACAGUACAUCAACAUGGGCCCUAUACAAAGUGAUGUGUUCAAGACAGAGGAGGUGGUGUCAGCGGCGGACUUUGUCCUCUCCUCUCACUCAAUAUCUGCCAAGUUCUCCGGCACUAAUGGACUACUCAAGUCCAUCACCACAGGAUCGUCUGAAGUGCGUACUGAGGUAGAGUUUGUGGUCUAUGGUACGACAUCUGGUAAGGACAAGAGCGGUGCCUACCUGUUCAUGCCUGGAGGGAAAGCUAGUGGGGUCUCAGCAGGGAAAUCCCCUGUCUCCGUGGUGAUAGGACCUUUGCUACAAGAAGUGCGUACAAUCGUCCAAUCAGGUCUCGUCGUGCACUCAGUUCAACUAUUUAAUUCUCCGGGAAUGGACGGACGUUCCGUUGCCAUUAGCAACCUCGUGGAUAUUACGCGAGAAUCUAACAAGGAAGUGGCAAUGCGAGUACACACAUCGAUAGCCAACACUCAGGACACCUUCUAUACUGAUGAUAAUGGAUACCAGCUUGUUAAGAGACGGACUUACUCCAAGUUAACCCUCCAGGGAAAUUUCUAUCCAAUGCCCACCAGCGCUCUCGUUCAGGAUGCUAAUCACAGGGUCACUCUCUUCACUGGACAACCACUGGGCGUGGCCUCGCUUAAACAAGGAUGGUUGGAGGUGAUAUUGGACCGUCGACUCAUGCAGGAUGACAACAGGGGACUAGGACAAGGAGUUAAAGACAGCGUACCAACCAGAGAACCAUUCAGACUACUCGUUGAGAGGAGAAUGGGCGAGGCUUCGCCGACGGCCCAGUUGGUCUACCACUCUCUAAUGGGUCACGCUACAUUGGACUCUCUCCUCCACCCACUCCACAUCCACACCUCCCCUCACAUCUCCCACACCCUCACAUCAUACACACCCUUGCCACGCCCCUUCCCAUGUGAUUUCAAUCUCGUCAAUCUGCGGACACUGUUGACUGAGGGUGGUGGGGAGACUGCUGAGUCAGCGCUUAUUCUCCACCGGAGGGGUUUUGAUUGCGGCUUUGAUGUCGGACCGUUGCAAUGCUCAUUGGUCGACGGGGAGGUGAAGCUGUUGGAGCUGUUUAAAACUCCGCCCACUGCUGUAAGCCACACCUCCCUCAGUCUCCUACACGAGCGAGCAGUACUGGACAGUGACACCGGCUUCCUAGCUCACGUUAAUCCGAUGGACAUACACACCUAUAGACUGACUUGGUAGAGCUAGAUUAUUAUAUUAAUUUUAUAUAUAUACAUGUAGUUCAAUGCAAAUCUGCAUGUGUUUAUCACACAACCACCUCCACCAAGCUAACUUAUUUGUGCUAAUACUUUCGUCAUCAAAUAAUAUUAUAAUAUAUAUUAUAUAUACAGCAAA
Molecule: messenger RNA, 3642 nt
Organism: Halichondria panicea
Lineage: Eukaryota; Metazoa; Porifera; Demospongiae; Suberitida; Halichondriidae
Product: alpha-mannosidase 2x-like
Exons: 17
Coding region: 88-3489 (1133 amino acids)
Biological process (GO): protein deglycosylation; N-glycan processing; mannose metabolic process
Cellular component (GO): Golgi membrane
Molecular function (GO): alpha-mannosidase activity; carbohydrate binding
Source: RefSeq, a predicted model, not a curated record